AUGCCGCAGGAUAUGCCCCCCGCUGGGGGCUAUCAGCCUGUCCAGUACAAGCGUAACCUGCCUGUUCGCGGUUUCAAGCCUUUUACCUACCUCGUCGGCAUGCAUCUCAUUAUGGGCUAUGGGUUUUACAAAUACUAUUAUGGAUCGCGUGAAAUGAAUGAACUCGCGCGUGAGAAAAUGUGGUCUCGUAUUCACCUCAUCCCACUCCUCCAAGCCGAAGAAGACCGCGAUCAAGUCCGCCGACACUUUGCCGACCAGGCUCGCGAGAAGGAGCUUCUCGGUACUGAGACGCGCGUAUACAACUCUGACAGAUUCGUCCGCCCGAGUUACGCAUAUACCCCCGCCAAUCUCACCCGAUAA
This is a messenger RNA of Talaromyces atroroseus, 360 nucleotides long. RefSeq lists its product as hypothetical. The transcript is spliced from 4 exons. NCBI's taxonomy places the organism in Eukaryota, Fungi, Ascomycota, Eurotiomycetes, Eurotiales, Trichocomaceae. Bases 1 to 360 code for a protein of 119 amino acids. The record is from RefSeq and is a predicted model, not a curated record.